AUGUCUCUGGGUAGUGACUUUGGGAACCCUUUAAGAAAAUUCAAACUGGUCUUUCUGGGGGAGCAAAGUGUUGGGAAGACAUCUCUGAUCACGAGGUUCAUGUAUGACAGCUUUGACAACACAUAUCAGGCCACAAUCGGAAUAGACUUCCUGUCAAAAACGAUGUACUUGGAGGACCGAACGGUGAGGUUGCAGCUGUGGGACACGGCUGGACAGGAGCGCUUUAGGAGCCUCAUUCCCUCCUACAUACGAGACUCUACUGUGGCCGUGGUGGUUUAUGAUAUUACAAAUGUGAACUCCUUCCAGCAAACGUCCAAAUGGAUCGACGACGUCAGAACAGAGAGAGGGAGUGAUGUCAUUAUCAUGCUAGUUGGCAACAAAACAGACUUGGGAGACAAGAGGCAGAUCACCAUAGAGGAAGGAGAACAGCGGGCCAAGGAGCUCCUCCCAGUGUUUAUUGAGACCAGCGCCAAGACAGGCUACAACGUCAAACAGCUGUUUCGGCGUGUGGCGUCUGCCCUUCCAGGGAUGGAGAGCAUGCAGGAGACGAGCAAGGAGGGAAUGAUUGACAUCAAGAUGGACCAACCGCAGGAGCCUCCGACCACUGAAGGCGGGUGCUCCUGUUGAUCCUGAUUGGAAGUGUUCAUCUACACCACUUGCUUGUGUUACUUCCUAUUGGUUAGCCUCCACUUGAGUUUUCAGAUUAGAAUCUGGUCUUUUCAUCUAAAUAUUGGUUAUCAGUCGGAAACUAUAUCGUUAUACACGUAAAAACACUAUACUUUAUUAACAAAUAAUGCCAAAAGAAAAGUCUUUAAAAUGAUUACAAUGAUUACAAACAUCAUAUACGUGUUUUUGUAAAAGUAGAAUGGAACAUUUUCUUUUUUUUUCUUUUUACAUUUUUGUAAUGUUAAAGAACUAAAAAGACACAGACAACCACUCCUCUUGGUUAGAGGCUCAAAUGGCACCCUGGUAAGUGCACUCUGAAGGGAAUAGGGUGUCACUGUGAUGGAAGGAAAGAGAUGAAUUGGAACACGCCAUCUCUAAUGGCUAGAGAGGGCAAACUGACCGGUAACUUUUCACUGAAUAUCUAAUGCAUGCA
Messenger RNA from Oncorhynchus tshawytscha (Chinook salmon), 1099 nucleotides. Its product is annotated as ras-related protein Rab-6B. The transcript is spliced from 9 exons. NCBI's taxonomy places the organism in Eukaryota, Metazoa, Chordata, Actinopteri, Salmoniformes, Salmonidae. The record is from RefSeq and is a predicted model, not a curated record. Bases 1 to 627 code for a protein of 208 amino acids. Gene Ontology annotation, molecular function: GTPase activity; GTP binding.